AUGGCGACCACUGUCCUCCUACCCCCGAGCGAGCUCGACAGCUAUGACUAUGUCAUCGUCGGAGGAGGUACUGCUGGUUGCGUGAUCGCCUCGCGCCUCGCCGAGUACCUUCCUAACAAGCGCAUCCUGUUGAUCGAGGCUGGUCCGAGUGAUUAUAUGGACGACCGAGUCUUGAAUCUGAAGGAAUGGCUCAGCCUGUUGGGCGGCGAGCUGGACUACGACUACCCAACGACCGAGCAACCAAUGGGAAAUAGCCAUAUCAGACACUCCCGAGCCAAGGUUCUUGGCGGCUGCUCAUCACACAACACUCUGAUCUCCUUCCGGCCCUUUGAAUAUGAUUUGCGUCUUUGGCAGGAAUCCGGAUGCACAGGCUGGACCUUUGACAUGUUCACGCGCGUACUCGACAACUUGCGCAAUACCGUUCAGCCAGUUCACGCUCGCCAUCGUAACCAGCUCUGCAAGGACUGGGUGCAGUCUUGCUCGACCGCAUUGAACAUUCCCGUUAUUGAAGAUUUCAAUAAGGAGAUUCGGUCCAAGGGCCAGCUAGAGCAGGGAGUUGGCUUUUUCUCCGUCUCGUAUAACCCAGAUGAUGGUCGUCGCAGCAGCGCUAGUGUGGCCUAUAUUCACCCUAUUCUUCGUGGAGAGGAAAAGAGACCCAACUUGACUAUCUUGACCAAUGCAUGGGUGUCACGUGUUAAUGUGGAUGGGGACACAGUCACCGGCGUGGAUGUGACGGUGGAGUCCGGUAAAAAGUAUUCUAUACACCCCAAAAUUGAGACUGUCAUUUGCGCUGGUGCGGUCGACACACCACGAUUGUUAUUACUGUCUGGACUCGGUCCCAAAGACCAGCUAUCAUCUCUUGGAAUUCCGGUCGUCAAGAACAUUCCCGGAGUUGGCGAGAACUUGCUCGACCAUCCGGAAACCAUUAUAAUCUGGGAACUCAACCAACCUGUGCCACCUAACCAAACAACCAUGGACUCGGAUGCCGGAAUCUUUUUGCGACGAGAGGCACCGAACGCUGCGGGAAGUGACGGAACAGCUGCCGAUUUGAUGAUGCACUGUUAUCAGAUCCCUUUCUGUCUAAACACCACCCGUCUCGGCUACGAUGAACCCGUAGACGCUUUUUGCAUGACACCAAACAUCCCGCGUCCACGGUCUCGCGGUCGUCUGUAUUUGACCUCAUCAGACCCCAAUGUCAAGCCCGCUUUGGAUUUCCGAUACUUUACAGAUCCAGAGGGUUAUGAUGCCGCAACAAUAGUGGCUGGUUUCAAGGCUGCUCGUGAAGUAGCGAAACAGGCACCAUUCAAGGACUGGAUCAAGCGAGAAGUCGCUCCUGGACCCGACAUUGAUUCUGAUGAAGCGCUCUCCGAGUACGGCCGUCGCGUUGCGCAUACCGUGUACCACCCGGCCGGCACAACCAAGAUGGGCAACAUUGAGCAAGAUCCACUCGCCGUCGUUGACCCUCAAUUGCGAGUCCGAGGACUCAAGAAGAUCCGUAUUGCGGACGCCGGUGUCUUUCCUCACAUGCCUACUAUCAACCCUAUGCUUACUGUGUUGGGUAUCGGAGAGCGAGCAGCUGAGCUUAUUGCUGAGGAGGCAGGCUGGAAGAGGAACCAGCCUAGGUUGUAA
Molecule: messenger RNA, 1629 nt
Organism: Talaromyces amestolkiae
Lineage: Eukaryota; Fungi; Ascomycota; Eurotiomycetes; Eurotiales; Trichocomaceae
Exons: 2
Coding region: 1-1629 (542 amino acids)
Molecular function (GO): oxidoreductase activity, acting on CH-OH group of donors; flavin adenine dinucleotide binding
Source: RefSeq, a predicted model, not a curated record